Messenger RNA from Lecanosticta acicola, 3048 nucleotides. NCBI's taxonomy places the organism in Eukaryota, Fungi, Ascomycota, Dothideomycetes, Mycosphaerellales, Mycosphaerellaceae. The record is from the annotation of a GenBank genome assembly.
AUGGCAUCCGUCUCGACACCCGAAGAUUUGUACGAGCUGCUACACCACGGCGAGCCACCCAAGGUACGUCGAAUGAGGUUCAUGCGCGAUCCAGGCACUUACCGGCGAUAGCGUUCUCGGUCAACUCGCGUGGGGGUUGCCAAGUUCCUAUGGAAUCAUCCCUUGAUCAUUACGACUUUGAUCACAGGAGCCAUAACAGCAGGCUCAUGCUUCGCCUUCACCUACUGGCUGAGCAAACAGUCCUUCCAGUGCCCUUCUUGGGCUCUUAGAUGCACAAUCUCGGACAAUGUUGGCCUGUUCGCCAGGCAUCUCAAUCAGGUCCAGGGCGUAGUAGGCGCGCUCUUCUCGGUCGCUACGGCAAUGAUGGCCUACGCUCUUUACCAGCUUGCCGAGACGACUCUGUGGCCUGCGCUGGCGAAGAACUCCUUCACGCUCAGCAACAUUGACUACUACCUGGCUACUACACGAGGCUCUUUGCCUUCAGCUCCAUUUGCUUUAGCGAAUGCACGUGAGCUGGGACAUGCCACCGUGCUGGUUCUUGUAACGCUCAUCGGCUUUCUCCAGCUCACCAACAGCGUCGUCGUCGGACAUGCGUACUCGCUUGCCAAUCUGACUACGACGUACUACAGCAACCAUAGCUCUGGAGGAGGUCUUGGCAUCCCCUUCAGCCAAAGUAAUCCUCCAGGGGUGCUAUCGGGAGCUGUCGGUGAGGCGGUCUCCACUUACAACUCCUGGGCGAACGAGCUCAGUGUCGAGCCGCUACCAGAGUAUCGCCAAUACUUGUUCGAUCGAGCGAACAUGUCAGGGAUAGGAAACUUUUCUGCCAAGGCCAUACGAGCGGACUUAUCUAUGAACUGCUCUGGAAGACCUAUCCAUAUCACGGAGACGCUGACAGACCGGUUCUACGUCAGCGUGAAUCAGCUGGGCUGGACUGAUGUCCUACUUCGGAUUCAACCCAAGCUUACUGUAUGGGUUGACCAAUAUAAGCGCAUGAGCAACACUUCUGCCAUCACGACUCUGAUGUUCUUGGCCAUGGACGGAAAUCUAGAAAAGGGGCAUGAGAACGGCCAAAGAUGGGGCUACGCAAACAUAUCAAGCCUGGCAUGUGAUGUGAAUGUUCAGCUCAAAGAUGAUAGGUAAGUGUGAGUAUCAUCAGGCUGACUACCGCAUGUUGAACAAGCUGACGUUAUUCGAGUAUUUGUACCUACACUGAUAUAGCUGACUGCAAAAGGCCUACAGCAGUUCUGUCGGAGCUGAGCACAUUGUCAGCCGCUGGAGCUCCGUACAGGGUUGCGGUGUACAUGGCUGCCGCUGUAUCUGUGUUCGGAGUCCCAGUGUACGGAGCGCAGCCAGUCUACAACGAUCCAUCGCAGUUGCAAUCAACCACGUCGACAAAUGGCUCGUCCGUUGGCCUACCUUUCGCGUGGACUACCGCAUGGAGUGGCGGUGCACCACAGCAAUAUCACUAUACCAUCGACGAACUCGACAACUUCGUGCGUGUGGGAGCGGGCGCUCUGGUACUUGUGAGCAUGCCAGUGAAUUGAUCUCCAAGCUAACAGUCGUUCUCAAGUCAAUCAACAUGAUGCGGCACUUCCCUGCCGGCAGCUCUAUCCUGGCAUCCACUCUUCCCAUGCAACGCCUCGAAUCCGCUCGCACUUGGAUCUUGCUCAUGCCGCCUGCUGUGAUCCUCGGUACUAUCCUCCUCGUCGGCAUUCUCAGUGCUUCCAUGUACAAGGCAUCUCACAUACCCAAUGUUCGCCUUGGUACUACGAGCGAAGUUGUCAUCAGCUCGCAGACGAAGGAUAUCAAUUCUAUUGUACGGGAGGCCAGAACGGCGUCUUCAUCUACUACUCUGUUCUCAAGGCUGAGGGUGCGGUAUGGUGUUGUUGCAGAAGGCUUUGAUGGCUUGGCUCGGAAAGAGAGCGUCACAGCGUUUAGUGACCAUCGUUCAGAGGCUAUUUCAUAGAGCAGAAAGACAGACAGCAACCGAAUGCAGUGUUGAAAUCGUGGACCAUCUUUUCAUUGUGAUGUCGGAUCAAACUCCGACGCUUCGGCUCGGGACUCGGCAAGUGGGUCAUUGAUGAACCAUGCUCAGAAUUUCAGAUCACCACACUUUCAGUGCAGACGAUCUAGGUCUGUCGCUGGACACCACGCAACGGGAUGAUACGAAGACAAGCGCGCCAACGGCGCGACUACCUCUACCGACGUGCUCUCACUCUCAGAGACGCUGAGAUUGCCGAGAAGCGCGCGAAGCUGAAAUCCUCGCUAGCCUCUGGAAAACCACUCGACCCUAGCAUCGCCAACGACAAGCAGUUGCGGAAAGACUACAAAUACGACGAAUCGCGCGCCGACCGAACGAACGAAGAUGAACUGGACCUUGAUGAUGAAUACAGCUAUCUCACCGGCGUCGUGGAUCCGCGUGUCCUCGUCACGACCUCCCGCGAUCCAAGUACAAGACUAUCAGCCUUUGCGAAAGAGAUCCGCCUACUGCUUCCCACGAGUAUCCGACUGAAUCGCGGCAAUCUCAUCCUUCCAAAUCUGGUCGGAAGCGCCAAAUCCAGUGGGCUAUCAGACCUCAUCCUCCUCCACGAACAUCGAGGCACACCGACCGCCAUGACAAUCUCCCAUUUCCCACACGGACCCACAGCCUCUUUCAGUCUCCACAACGUUGUUCUCCGCCACGACAUCCCCAACGCCUCCCGCGGCACCGUAAGCGAGAGCUACCCCCAUCUCAUCUUCGAAGGCUUCACCACCCCGCUCGGGAAGCGCGUAGUCAAGAUCCUCCAACACCUCUUCCCACCCCGCGAAGCCGGCACGAAGCUGGGCUCCAGAGUCGUCACGUUCAAGAACAUCGAAGAUAGCGUUGAAGUGCGACACCAUGUGUUUGUCAAGACGGGCUAUCAGAGUGUGGAAUUGGCAGAGGUGGGACCGAGGAUGACGAUGCGGUUAUUCGAGAUUCGACAGGGUACGGCGGAGAAUAAGGAUGGGGAUGUGGAAUGGCAUAUGAACCAGUAUACAAGGACGAGUAAGAAGAAGGAUUACUUGUGA